AUGUCUGAUUCUGAAUCGACAAUGGAGCCAACACGUCGAGAAGCGAUUGAUGAGGAGUCCUUAAAUGAAUUAACUGAAGGUGAUCCAAAUUUCGACAAUCUUAUGAUCGACAAAAAGCGUCGACAAUCUAUUGUACCUCUUUCCCAUCAGCCAAAAUCAGUUGUUGCAACAAAGGCAUCUGACCUUGAAUCGGAUAAUGGUGAUAAUGAGGGUGAAGAGGGAUUUGAUUCAUUUAUCUUUAAUAAUUUUAGCGCGUUUUCUGGAUCAGAGAAUGUAAUCGAUUGGUUAGACAACACCGAUAAAAAAUUUAAUUUACAUAAGAUUUCACGUAAGCUUCGUUAUUUAGCUAUACCAUUACUUAUUGAAGGAGAUGCUAAAAGAAGAUAUAUUCGAAACAGAAAUAGUAUAAAAUCAUACGACGACUUCUAUGAAUUUUUUUUGAUUAACUAUGAUGUAAUUGAACCUAACACACGUCAUUUUCAACAUAAUCCAUCGUAUUCAUCAAAUCAAAAUAAUUUUACACAUAAUCCAUUAACACAUAAAAAUAUAUCGUUCGAUGAUCAACAAAAAAAUACCACGAAUAAUUUUGAUUUAACUGAUAAUUUGCCACCACGUCCUAUCUUAAGAUCAACUGCUAUGGUUGAUAUUGGAGCCACCAGACUAUCUGGUGAUGAACCCGAAAAUCGAUCAACCAUCACACCUUCUUCUAACAUAUUUCACAAUACUUCUAACCUUGAUCAGACAACAUAUGUAAUUCAUAAAGUAAUUAUAGAUAAUCUAAUUAAAAAUCCUAAAACAUUUCAAGGAGGAAAAGAAGAUGUAAAGCAAUGGCUAGAGGACAUUGAGCAACUUAUCGAUACUGCACAAAUUUCCGAUAGUCAAAAAUUAGAUUUGAUUCCAUAUUCCUUACGAGGAGAAGCUCGUCGGUGGUACAAGAAUACCAAAGCUACAUUAACAUCGUGGCCAGUAUUGUUAUGUACUGAAACCGAUCCCGAUAUGAGUGAAUCAAUGAAACUUCGUCAUCUUCUCAAAAAGGCCAAACCUACACUUCAAUACGAAGUAAGAAAGAGAAAACCAACAACAAUUAAACAAUUCCUUGAAUAUGCAAAAGAAUCAGAGGAACUCCUUCAAUUGUCUAAUCUUGAAACUGAAGUUGAGAGAUAUGACCAUAAUAAUACUAAUUCAAAUAAUCAAAUAACAUCAAAUGUAACAUUAACACGAACAAAUGCAUCAAACCCACAUAUUGAUGCCACUUCUUUUCCCACCUAUAACCGAAAAAUGAAUAAUAAUAAUUACUAUAAUAGUAAUAAAUAUUACAACAAUCGAAGUAAUGAUAAUAAUUCUCGUCCUUCUCAAUUAUUAGAUUCAUCUCGAUCAUUUAAUUCUUUUAAUUCGUCUUUUCGACGAAACAAUUCAUUAUAUUUAUCUGAUCAACCAACAAAAUCUAAACAACAAUUCCAUUCUAACAUUCAACGUACAAACUAUAAUUUUAGUCCGAUUUCAUCAAAAAAUCAAACUAAAUCAUCAUAUCAACAUAAUAAUAAUACCAGUAAUACUAAUCGAACUAAUAAUCAAACACAUCAAGUUAAUAACAUCAUCGACACCCAUAUUCCAUCAUCUUCUCAACCUACACCGUUAUUGUCAAAUUCUGACAUCUGUACUCAAUGUCAACAGACGGGACAUCAGGCAUCUGCUUGUCCACGUUUCUAG
This is a messenger RNA of Rotaria sordida, 1710 nucleotides long. The record is from the annotation of a GenBank genome assembly. Lineage: Eukaryota; Metazoa; Rotifera; Eurotatoria; Philodinida; Philodinidae.